AUGCUGAGCCUUGGAACCUUGGUCGCCAUCGCCGCCUCUGGCGCGGCUAUCUUUGUCGUCUCCUCGGUCUUCGUUAUCGUGGUCUGGGUCAGGAUUCGAAAGGAACGACAUGCACUUCGCGUGCUGGGACUCAAACAUGGACAAUAUACUCGCAGUAUAGGGCUUACGGGGGAUACAUUGACCGAGUUGUCGCAAGAAGAAGGCACUAUUUUGCGAGGCCAUGGAUUACCCUAUGGGAAACCUACAGAAUGGGGUCAACUGUCCUCUCGCGAAGCUCUAUUGCGAUCGAAGAAUGGGUCAGACUCGUCAUUUCCAUUGCUUGAGAAGGCAAGGUCAUUCCGCAAUUCGAUCUCCCGCUCCCGCUCCAAACGACUAUCAAGAUCUUCUCAUAAGCACAGCCGGAUGAGUUCUAUGGCAACUAUGAGCGAAUCGAUAAUUCACCAUAGUCCACCGUGGGGAUCAGAAUCAAGAGAAGAUAUUCCCCUCUCGGCUGUAGAGGGAGUGCUGGAAUUGCCUGCUGAACGAACACCUCGACAAACUCCGGAUUUGAGCCAUGAGGAGCCUGGCUUCCACUUGGGAAUGCGUCCCGUAUCGCCAUCCUGGCCUCUGCCCAGUCAAAAAGAGCGAUCUGGCCUGUUCCCUGUCUUGGAAAGCCGCAGUUCACAGGAGAUGUUUGACCCGCCACCAAGAAUCUUCGAAGAAUCGCCAUCCAGAGUACGAGGAGGAAGUCUUACAAGUCAGACUCCAGGGAGUGCACCCGACGGGCCCAUUCCUCCGCCACCUCCAACCGCUUUCCCACUUGACAGAAUGAGCUACAUGCGGAAUGAUUCAAUUAUGCGCCUGUCUUCCUUGAGCUUGGACACAACCAACAGUUCUAUCCUGGAUGAUGGUCGACAAAGACCCGUCGAUACCCAUAUGAUUUCACCCAUCUUUCCAUCCGGUGGAACCUCUGUCCCAUUCAGCGCCAAUGAUGUCGGCGUGAAGAAUGGUCUCCACAAAGACAUGGAUCAGUAUCAUCCAACCCUCAGCGCCAUGGAUCGGUAUCAUCCAACCCUCAACGCCAUGGAUCGGUAUCAUCCAACCCUCAACGCCAUGGAUCGGUAUCAUCCAACCCUCAACGCCAUGGAUCGGUAUCAUCUAACCCACAGCGCCAUGGCUCAGUAUCUUCCAACCCGCAAAGACAUGGAUCCGUUUCCUCCAAUCCUCAAAGGCACAGUUCGUUACGAAGUAGAACUGGUUCGAUUAAAAGCUAUCAAACCGGGCCUGUCAUCGACUGGAGACAUUCCAAUUCCUCCCUGUCUUUCGCUCCGCAUUUCAGUCAGUACCAGCAGCCCGCUAUUUGGGAAGGAGAACAUCGUGAUCUAG
Penicillium angulare is the source of this 1365-nucleotide messenger RNA. RefSeq lists its product as uncharacterized. Bases 1 to 1365 code for a protein of 454 amino acids. The transcript is spliced from 2 exons. The record is from RefSeq and is a predicted model, not a curated record. NCBI's taxonomy places the organism in Eukaryota, Fungi, Ascomycota, Eurotiomycetes, Eurotiales, Aspergillaceae.